CUCAAAGACUUGGAUCUAGGAACAGAAUCACCACCCUUGCAAAGAAGUCUUGGGAUUAGUUGGGACCUGAAGACUGACAGUUUCACCUUCAGGGUCUCCAGAGAAGAGAAGCCAUUCACAAAAAGAGGUGUCCUAUCUACAGUCAACAGUCUUUACGACCCCCUGGGGUUCGUAGCACCCAUCAUCAUGCAAGGUAAAGCUCUUUUGAGACAGAUCACUACUGAGCAAGAACAAAGUGACUGGGACGUACCUCUACCUGAAGAGAAGAAAAUGCAGUGGAAGUUGUGGAAAGACUCAUUGUUAGAGCUUGAACAACUCAACAUCCCUAGACCAUACGUAUCUGUUUCCUUGUCUGCUACAAAGAGAAGAGAAAUAUGCAUAUUCUCUGACGCCUCCACUAUGGCUAUCGCAUAUGUCGCCUACCUUAGGGUAAUAGACACUGAGGGACAAAGUCAUGUCGGGUUCCUCAUGGGAAAAUCUAAGCUGGCUCCCAGACCGGCUCACACUGUCCCACGUCUAGAACUUUGUGCUGCUGUCUUAGCUGUAGAGAUGGCAGACAUGAUUACAACAGAACUGGACAUCGAGAUCCAUGCAAUGAACUUUUAUACAGACAGCAAGAUUGUGUUAGGAUAUAUUCACAAUGCUUCAAGAAGAUUUUAUACAUACGUGGCCAACAGAGUGACACGUAUCAGAAAGUCUACAAGUCCAGAACAGUGGCAUCACAUCAGCACAGACAAGAACCCAGCUGAUCAUGGGACAAGACUGGUGCCAGCCGCUGCGCUCAAGCAAACUAACUGGUUUGUAGGUCCAUCCUUUCUUCGUAAACCAGAAACCAAAGAAACUACUCAGGUAGAGACCUUUGAACUCAUAGAACCAGAUCAAGACAAAGAGGUAAGACCUCAAGUGACAGUUUGUAGGACUAUAGUUACAAGAGACAGUCUGGGCACUCAUAGAUUUGAAAGGUUUUCCAGCUGGAAGUCGCUGACCCGUGCAAUCGGAAAACUUAUCUGUCUAGCCAGAUCCUCCUGCAGAGCUACCAAUACUGAUCAGCGUAGCAACGACCACCUUGAACAAGCCAAGGUCACGAUCAUCAGAUGCGUCCAACAGGAAGUCUUUAAAGAAGAAAUCCAAGGCCUUCUGAAAAAGGAAGAGAUUUCUCAACACAAUUCACUCAAGGACUUGUACGCCAAGCAAUGGAAACAAGUUCAAAGUCUUGCGGACAUUUUCUGGAAGAGGUGGAGACAGGAAUACCUGGUGAUCUUCCAGCCAUGCAAGAAAUGGCAAGAUGACAAACCCAAUUUACAAGUUGGAGACGUUGUCUUACUGAAAGACUCUCAGGCCCACAGGAACGAGUGGCCUAUUGGACUCAUUGUGGGGACUGAUCCUAGUAGUGAUGCUAGAGUUAGAAAGGUUGAAGUUAGGAUUGUUAGACAGGGCAUUCCCAAAGUGUAUGCAAGGCCAAUUUCUGAAGUAGUUUUACUUCUGUCCAAGGGUUAGUGGCAUAACAAAAAAGUAUGCCAGGUGGGGAGUGUGCUGCCUUCGCAAUGUAUUUUACAUGCUUGGCACUCAGCAGGGUCUGUUCCUUUAAGACCCUCCAUUUUCUUGAAGCCUAGAGGCGGGCCUUCUCUCUAAAGCAUAGGGCUAGAUCCGGCAUGUCUCAUUCAUUCCAGCUCCAGCCACCACAGUGACCAGAUCCACAGGACUUCUUAAAGCUAAUACAGACUGCAAAUCUGAUAAAUACCAAAGCCUGUAUUAUGACUGUAAAGCAACCGUCCUGCGUAAAAUAAAAAAAAAACAAGGAAUUCAGGAAGUGGGAGCAGGAGUUCCGGAACCAUCUCCUGCCAGAGGGUCGGAGUGAGACAGGCCUU
Hyla sarda is the source of this 1868-nucleotide messenger RNA. RefSeq lists its product as uncharacterized. The record is from RefSeq and is a predicted model, not a curated record. Bases 187 to 1497 code for a protein of 436 amino acids. NCBI's taxonomy places the organism in Eukaryota, Metazoa, Chordata, Amphibia, Anura, Hylidae. The transcript has 2 exons.